This is a messenger RNA of Rosa chinensis, 1088 nucleotides long. RefSeq names its product U1 small nuclear ribonucleoprotein A. Gene Ontology annotation, cellular component: U1 snRNP. Gene Ontology annotation, biological process: mRNA splicing, via spliceosome. The record is from RefSeq and is a predicted model, not a curated record. Gene Ontology annotation, molecular function: U1 snRNA binding. Bases 101 to 835 code for a protein of 244 amino acids. Lineage: Eukaryota; Viridiplantae; Streptophyta; Magnoliopsida; Rosales; Rosaceae. The transcript has 4 exons.
GUGGGUGCUUUUGUCCUGGAGCUCGAUUCAAAGACUCAGCUAAAGCUAAAAACCCUUGCUCGGAAAUCAAAAUUGAAAGAGAAAAAGAAAGAAAGAAGGCAUGGGGGAGAACAACAGCGGCACGGAGGUUCCGGCGAACCAGACGAUCUACAUCAACAACCUGAACGAGAAAAUCAAGCUGGACGAAUUGAAGAAGACGCUGCACGCCAUGUUCUCGCAGUUCGGCAAGGUUCUGGAUGUGCUGGCCUUCAAGACGCUCAAGCACAAAGGCCAAGCUUGGGUCGUCUUCGAGGACGUCUCUUCUGCCACCAAUGCCAUUCGCCAAAUGCAGAGCUUCCCUUUCUAUGACAAGCCCAUGAAAAUACAAUAUGCCAAGACGAAAUCAGAUAUAAUAGCAAAGGCCGAUGGUACGUUUGUUCCACGUGAAAGACGAAAAAGGCAUGAGGAGAAGGGGAAAAAACGGAAAGAGCAGCAGGAUGCUAACCAAGCUGGAAUGGGUCUCAAUCCUGCUUAUCCUGGUGCCUAUGGUGGAGCACCUCCGCUCUCCCAAAUACCAUAUCCUGGUGGUGUGAAAUCUAUGGUGCCUGAGGCCCCUGCUCCACCAAAUAAUAUUCUUUUUGUUCAGAAUCUUCCUCACGAGGCAACUUCCGUGAUGCUGCAAAUGCUCUUCUGUCAAUACCCUGGUUUUAAGGAGGUUAGAAUGGUGGAAGCUAAGCCAGGUAUUGCUUUUGUGGAAUACGAAAAUGAGAUGCAAUCAUCAAUGGCAAUGCAGAACCUCCAAGCUUUUAAGGUGACACCGCAGAAUUCAAUGUUGAUUACCUACGCAAAGAAGUAGACAGUAGGAUUUAGGUCUUUGCUACUCACUUGGAGGAAAGCUGCAGUCAUGGAUCCUCUUGUUAAAUCGGUUUAGAUAUGAUGCUUCAAUGUAUUAAUAUUGUUGGGAUAUAUUACGAAAGGGAUAUGAUUUUUAGGGUGGCCCUUUGAACAUUUCAAGUUUCACUGAAUUACCUUUAAGUUGGAUAUUGUUCUGUGUAAUUGUAACUGGUAGAUUGUAUCUGAAAGCAGGCUUGAUCGUUCCUUCCUGAUAA